CUACUAAACAGGUGUUCUACUCCGCUAGCCAGCACCUCUCCUAAACAGGUGUUCUACUGUUUAUCAGCUGUGCUUCUACAUACAGUAUGUUGUCUGUAUCCUGUUUAUCAGCUCUGCUUCUACAUACAGUAUGUUGUCUGUAUCCUGUUUAUCAGCUCUGCUUCUACAUACAGUAUGUUGUCUGUAUAUCAGGUUUAUCUUCUGGCUGGAAAUUCUGUUUAUUGUGGCAGCACCAUUUUCACCAAGUCAAAUUCCUUUAUAUACAAAAUGUAUUACGCGAUUAAAGGUGAUUCUGAUCUUCUACAUUUUACAGGGCAGGACUCUUAUUUUGAAAGAUUUAAAAUCCCACGAAUCGCUUUAUCUUGUUUGCAUAACACAGCUGGAAAGAAGGAUGGCGGAUGCUGGAAAUAAAGAGUCAGCGCCGAUUGGAGGAGAUGAAUUUACCAACACAGAGUUGGAGAAUAACAAGAAUAACACGAUGGUGGAGGAAGGAUCCACUCUGCUGCGGAGAAUGGAGAUCAGUGUUGCCGAGGCAGAGAAAAGAACUGGGAAAAAUACAGUGAACAUGCAAGAGAUAUUCACAGUGUACCUCAUAGAAACUCGACCCAUAGAUGCAAUAACAGAAGGCCAUAACCCAGCCCCAGACUCUCUCUGGAGGAGAUACAGUGAAUUUGAGAUCCUCCGGAACUAUUUGUUAGUCACCUAUCCAUUUAUCGUGGUGCCGCCUUUGCCAGAGAAGAGGGCAGAGUUUGUUUGGCACAAGCUGUCUGCAGACAACAUGGACCCAGACUUUGUAGAGAGGCGCAGGGUUGGUCUGGAGAACUUUCUACUUCGCGUGGCCUCCCAUUCGGUUCUGUCCAAUGACAAAAUCCUAUACCACUUCCUGACUGAGGAACACAGGUGGAAGGAGGUGGUGCAUGAGACAGGGUUCCAAGCCAAGGCAGACUCCAGGAUUAAAGCUCUGAGCGCAACUUUCAGGGUGAAGAACCCUGACAAGCGGUUCACAGAGAUGAAACUCUACAGCGAUGAGCUUCAGUCUCUCACCUCCCAGCUGCUCAGAGUCAGAGCAAGAGUAGCAGACAGGCUCUACGGCGUAUACAAAGUCCAUGGGAACUACGGAAGAGUAUUCAGUGAGUGGAGUGCCUUAGAGAAGGAGAUGGGAGAUGGUCUACAGAGUGCAGGACACCAUAUGGAUGCCUAUGCUGCCUCAGUAGAUGAUAUGUUGGAGGAAGAGGAGCACUACGCAGACCAACUGAAGGAAUACCUUUUCUAUGCUGAAGCCUUAAGGGCUGUGUGUAGGAAACACGAGCUGACCCAGUAUGAGCUGGAGACGGCCUCCUCAGACCUCAUCUCCAAGAAGCAGCAACGGGAGGAGCUGGCCACUGGGAUGGUACGGACGUUCUCCUUCAAAGGAAUGACGAACAAGCUGUUUGGUCAGGAGACACCAGAGCAGAGGGAGGCUAAACUCAGCCUACUAGAGGAGCAGAUCGUCCAGGGAGAGGAGACGGUCACAGAGAAAACAGUGGAGUGCGAGGAGUACGUGAAGGGUGCGUGGGUGGACAUGCAGCGCUUCAAGGAGCAGAAGGACAGGGAUCUGAGGGAGGCUCUGAUUGGCUACGCCGUCAUGCAGAUCAGUAUGUGUAAGAAGGGCAUUCAAGUGUGGACCAAUGCUAAGGAUUGUUUCCACAAGAUGUAAGGGGGUCGGGCCGCGGGUCAGCGACGACGUCUAUGGUACGAGUGUACAACAACUUCACCUUUUGACCUUCACAUGGAAACAGAACCACUGUUGUCAUGGCAACAAGCCCCAGCUGACAUAAAGUUACAGGGCUGUGUCUCAGUGCUCAGUCCAAUACUGGCUGCGUCUCAGUACUCAGUCCAAUACUGGCUGCAUCUCAGUACUCAGUCCAAUACUGGCUGCAUCUCAGUACUCAGUCCAAUACUGGCUGAGUCUCAGUACUCAGUCCAAUACUGGCUGCAUCUCAGUACUCAGUCCAAUACUGGCUACAUCUCAGUACUCAGUCCAAUACUGGCUGCGCUCCAGAUAAAGUGGGGAGGUAAUGAAGCCUUUCAAGACAUGAGAUGCAGCCCGGGACUAUAUUUUGUAAUGAGAUAUAAGGCACAAACAUAUCCCCUUGUGUUGGUUUAUUAAGAGAAUGUGUGUGUAGUAUCAGCAGGAUAAAGGUUGUUUAUUAAGAGAACAUGUGUGUAGUAUCAGCAGGAUAAUGGUUGUUUAUUAAGAGAACAUGUGUGUAGUAUCAGCAGGAUAAUGGUUGUUUAUUAAGAGAACAUGUGUGUAGUAUCAGCAGGAUAAUGGUUGUUUAUUAAGAGAACAUGUGUGUAGUAUCAGCAGGAUAAUGGUUGUUUAUUAAGAGAACAUGUGUGUAGUAUCAGCAGGAUAAUGGUUGUUUAUUAAUAAGAGAACGUGUGUGUAGUAUCAGCAGGAUAAUGGUUGUUUAUUAAGAGAACGUGUGUAGUAUCAGCAGGAUAAUGGUUGUUUAUUAAGAGAACGUGUGUAGUAUCAGCAGGAUAAUGGUUGUAUGGUGAGAGAACGUGUAUAGUAUCAGCAGGAUAAAGGUUGUAUGGUGAGAGAACGUGUGUAGUAUCAGCAGGAUAAUGGUUGUAUGGUGAGAGAACGUGUGUAGUAUCAGCAGGAUAAUGGUUGUAUGGUGAGAGAACGUGUGUAGUAUCAGCAGGAUAAAGGUUGUAUGGUGAGAGAACGUGUGUAGUAUCAGCAGGAUAAUGGUUGUAUGGUGAGAGAACGUGUGUAGUAUCAGCAGGAUAAAGGUUGUAUGGUGAGAGAACGUGUGUAGUAUCAGCAGGAUAAUGGUUGUUUAUUAAGAGAACGUGUGUAGUAUCAGCAGGAUAAUGGUUGUUUAUUAAGAGAACAUGUGUAGUAUCAGCAGGAUAAUGGUUGUUUAUUAAGAGAACAUGUGUAGUAUCAGCAGGAUAAUGGUUGUUUAUUAAGAGAACAUGUGUAGUAUCAGCAGGAUAAUGGUUGUUUAUUAAGAGAACGUGUGUGUAGUAUCAGCAGGAUAAUGGUUGUUUAUUAAGAGAACGUGUAGUAUCAGCAGGAUAAUGGUUGUUUAUUAAGAGAACAUGUGUAGUAUCAGCAGGAUAAUGGUUGUUUAUUAAGAGAAUGUGUGUAGUAUCAGCAGGAUAAUGGUUGUUUAUUAAGAGAACGUGUAGUAUCAGCAGGAUAAUGGUUGUAUGGUGAGAGAACGUGUGUAGUAUCAGCAGGAUAAAGGUUGUAUGGUGAGAGUGUAGCACAUGGGGGAUGUGGGAAACUUACUCCUCAGCCUGAAGUGUCACCACUUGUGCAGCCGAGUUGUUAACGCUUCGAUGGCGCCGAUUGGUAAGACGCUUCGGGAGGGCGGGCACGUGUGCUAGCGAAGCAGAUGUCCUGGGUUCGAGUGUCCGUGUGAGCCCGAUCAGGAGGAAGCGGUACUCGCUAAGUAAGCAGCGUGACGUCACUUAUCAGAAUGCUGCUGUUACCUUGGUUUACCUCUAUGAACUGAACUGGAAAAGAAACUGAAUCAACUGUCAAAGGACUUCAGGCCUUUUCUCUGCUUAAAGCACAUGAUAUCAUAAUGUCUGGUAUGUGAAUAUUGAAUAAGAUAUUAUUUCAGAAAAUGUCAAGGUACAUGUAUAUAAGAAUAUUAUAUACUUUGACGUGUCCAUCUAUUUAAAUAUAUUAACAACAGUGAACACUAACCUGGUGUUUGUUGGUUGAAGCCAAAAUAUUAACUUACUAAUUUAAUCAUGGUUUCUCAAAGAAAACAUCCUAUUUCUACAUUGUGACUCGCAGUAACAAUGUGAUUUAAGGUCAGAUUUGAUCAUCAUUCGUGUACAUUCUUAUCCAAGUUGAACUGAGAUAACAGUCAUUCUGCAUUGUAUAUUCAGCUUUAUGGUUUUAAUAAAAAAUAUUGUCUUCUA
Oncorhynchus kisutch (coho salmon) is the source of this 3933-nucleotide messenger RNA. RefSeq names its product sorting nexin-4. The transcript has 14 exons. Gene Ontology annotation, biological process: positive regulation of autophagosome assembly; protein transport. The record is from RefSeq and is a predicted model, not a curated record. Bases 131 to 1696 code for a protein of 521 amino acids. Lineage: Eukaryota; Metazoa; Chordata; Actinopteri; Salmoniformes; Salmonidae. Gene Ontology annotation, cellular component: plasma membrane; SNARE complex; early endosome membrane. Gene Ontology annotation, molecular function: phosphatidylinositol-3-phosphate binding.